Messenger RNA from Odobenus rosmarus divergens (Pacific walrus), 3291 nucleotides. It is a transcript of the gene LPIN2, whose product is annotated as lipin 2. The transcript is spliced from 20 exons. Bases 236 to 3055 code for a protein of 939 amino acids. Gene Ontology annotation, molecular function: transcription coactivator activity; phosphatidate phosphatase activity. NCBI's taxonomy places the organism in Eukaryota, Metazoa, Chordata, Mammalia, Carnivora, Odobenidae. Gene Ontology annotation, biological process: cellular response to insulin stimulus; triglyceride biosynthetic process; positive regulation of transcription by RNA polymerase II. Gene Ontology annotation, cellular component: nucleus; cytosol; endoplasmic reticulum membrane. The record is from RefSeq and is a predicted model, not a curated record.
CCUUCAGAGAGAAGGGGUUGAGGCGUUUUGAGCAAAUCUUAUUGGUAAAGUCGUGUAUGUAUUGCUUUUUUUUUUUUUUUUUUAAACCAUUUCCUUUCAGUUUUAACCAUAUUAUUGUGUCGGCAAACAGUUUGCACUCAGUUUGUCAGCAGAGCGGCUUUCCGUUUUGAUAAUUUAGGACUGUAACUUUGUCUCUGAAAAAAGGACAUGCUUGAUAAGCUAGUUCAGUUUUAAGAUGUUUUACUUAGAAGAUGAUAGUGAAGAUGCGGAGGAGGAGAAGGUUCAUGAAGACUCACUAAGUAAAACUGAAGGUAUUUACCAUGGAAAGGCCCCUGCUGGUAUCCUGUUUCAAACCAUGAAUUAUGUGGGACAGCUGGCUGGGCAGGUGAUUGUCACUGUGAAGGAACUCUACAAGGGCAUUAACCAAGCCACUUUGUCCGGGUGCAUCGACGUCAUUGUGGUGCGGCAGCAGGAUGGCACCUAUCAGUGCUCGCCUUUUCACGUUCGGUUUGGGAAGCUGGGGGUCCUGAGAUCCAAAGAGAAAGUGAUUGAUAUAGAAAUCAAUGGCGAUGCAGUGGAUCUUCACAUGAAGUUGGGUGACAAUGGGGAAGCUUUCUUUGUGGAGGAGACUGAAGAGGAAUAUGAAAAGCUCCCUGCUUACCUUGCCACCUCACCAAUUCCUACUGAAGAUCAGUUCUUUAAAGAUACUGAUGCCCCUUUGGUGAAGUCUGGUGGAAAUGAAAGACCAUCUCAGAAUUCAGACAUCUCACACAUCUUGGAAACAGAAACGGUUUUCACUUCAAGUUCUGUGAAAAAGAAAAAACGAAGGAGAAAGAAAUGCAAACAGGACAGUAAGAAGGAAGACCAGACUGCUUCUGCUGCUGCUGCUGCAGAGGAUACCGUGGAUGUGGAAAUGAGCUCUGAUGACGACAAGGGGGCCCAGUCAGCAAGAGGAUCUUCAAAUGCUUCCUUAAAGGAAGAUGACUAUAAGGAACCCUUGCUCUUCCAUUCUGGGGAUCACUACCCUUUAUCUGACGGAGACUGGUCCCCUUUAGACAACCCCUAUUCCCCAGCAGCAGUGUGUCCUAAGAGUGAUUCAGAGCUGGAGGUGAAACCUGCCGAGAGCCUGCUCAGAUCUGAGUCCCACAUGGAGUGGACGUGGGGUGGGUUCCCAGAGUCCACCAAGGUCAGCAAAAGAGAGAGAUCUGACCAUCAUCCUAGGACAGCUACAAUUACACCAUCCGAAAAUACCCAUUUUCGGGUAAUUCCCAGUGAGGACAACCUCAUAAGUGAAGUUGAAAAAGAUGCUUCCAUGGGAGAAACGGUCUGUACCAUAGUGAAACCCAAACCUAGAGCCCUGUGUAAGCAGAUGAGCAGUGCAACUUCUGCUGCAGAACUUCUCGAACCUCCCCUGGAGCCUCCUCAGAUUUCAUCUAUGUUAGAUGCAGACCACCUUCCUAACCCGUCAUUAGUGGAGGCCCCCUCAGAAUCAAAACCUGCAGCGAAAGUAGACUCACCAUCAAAGAAGAAAGGGGUCCACAAGAGAAGCCAGCACCAGGGACCUGAUGAUAUUUACCUGGAUGACUUAAAGGCUCUAGAACCUGAAGUUGCAGCUCUCUAUUUCCCUAAGAGUGACUCGGACCCUGGCUCCCGGCAGUGGCCUGAGUCUGACACGCUCUCUGGCUCCCAGUCCCCACAGUCCGUGGGAAGUGCGGCUGCAGAUAGCGGCACCGAGUGCCUCUCAGAUUCUGCCAUGGACUUGCCAGAUGUCACCCUCUCCCUUUGUGGGGGUCUCAGUGAGAACGGAGAAAUUUCCAAAGAAAAAUUCAUGGAGCAUAUCAUUACUUAUCAUGAAUUUGCAGAAAACCCUGGGCUUAUAGACAAUCCUAACCUUGUAAUACGGAUAUAUAACCGUUACUAUAACUGGGCUUUGGCUGCUCCCAUGAUCCUUAGCUUGCAAGUAUUCCAGAAGAGUCUGCCAAAGGCCACAGUCGAGUCCUGGGUCAAAGAUAAAAUGCCAAAGAAGUCUGGUCGCUGGUGGUUUUGGCGUAAGAGAGAAAGCAUGACGAAACAGCUGCCAGAGGCCAAGGAAGGGAAAUCUGAUAUGCCGCCAACCAGUGACCUGGCAUCGAGCGCAAAGGAGCCAGCCAGUGGCAGGCCGACUGAGGAUGACUCAUCGAGUGAUGAGGGGUCACAGGAGCUCGAAGAGUCCAUCAAAGUGGACCCUGUUCCCACAGAGCCCCCAAGCCAUGGCGGCACGACCUCAUAUAAGAAGUCUCUUCGACUCUCUUCGGACCAGAUUGCAAAACUGAAGCUCCAAGAUGGCCCAAAUGAUGUUGUGUUUAGUAUUACAACCCAGUAUCAAGGUACCUGCCGCUGUGCGGGAACCAUUUACUUGUGGAACUGGAAUGACAAGGUCAUCAUUUCUGAUAUUGAUGGAACAAUAACCAAGUCUGAUGCUUUAGGGCAGAUUCUUCCACAGCUGGGUAAAGACUGGACUCAUCAGGGUAUAGCAAAGCUCUACCAUUCCAUCAACGAGAACGGCUACAAGUUUCUGUACUGCUCCGCUCGUGCCAUCGGCAUGGCUGACAUGACCCGUGGCUACCUGCACUGGGUCAAUGACAAGGGCACAAUCUUACCUCGGGGCCCUCUGAUGUUGUCCCCCAGCAGCUUGUUCUCUGCCUUCCACAGGGAAGUGAUAGAAAAGAAGCCAGAGAAAUUCAAAAUUGAGUGUCUAAAUGAUAUCAAGAAUCUGUUUGCCCCAUCUAAGCAGCCCUUCUAUGCUGCCUUUGGAAACCGUCCAAAUGAUGUCUAUGCUUACACACAAGUGGGAGUUCCAGACUGCAGAAUAUUCACCGUGAACCCCAAGGGUGAAUUAAUACAAGAAAGGACCAAAGGAAACAAGUCCUCGUAUCACAGACUGAGCGAGCUCGUGGAGCAUGUGUUCCCGCUUCUCAACAAGGAACAGAAUUCCGCCUUUCCCUGCCCGGAGUUCAGCUCCUUCUGCUACUGGCGAGACCCGAUCCCCCAAGUGGACCUGGAUGACCUGGCAUGAAGCGGCACCUCCCAGGGAGGUCCUCAGGCACACGCCUCACAGCAAGGGAAGGUGACCAGCACUUCUGCUGGACAGAGGCCACUGGGCUACCCUCCAAGCCACAGGUGCAGGACAAGACACGUGUUGACAGCCAGGCACCAGCAGGCACUGGGAGAGCUCCUGGCACUGGAACUGUUGUCCUCCUUCCCCUUCCCGGGCCUGGCAGGGUUGCUGCUCAGAGCCCUGGGCAGGUGGGG